CCCCUCCGAGUUUGAGCCGUGUAUUUAAGAUCUGAAAUAAGUCAUGAAGUAAUAAACAUUUAUGUUGAUUCAUUCAUUACUAUAAAGCAGUCAAGGCAUUAUCAAAUCACUUUAGAUAAAACAAUUUUUGUAGGUAAUGUAAUUGUAAUUCAUCUGUAAAGUGAAGAAAGCAUUCUAUAGGACAAAUAUGAGAAUCGUUUUGUUAAAUGAGAAAAGUCUCUCUCCUGAAUAGACUUGUGAGUUGCAGGCCAGAUAAGGGAGUCAGGAGAUGGAAUAUUAUUAUGGCUUCCUCCUCUUGCAAGGUUGUAGACAGCCUAUGUCUUGGUGGAAAGCACACAGUUAACCCUUGGCCCACUGAUGAAGCAGGCUGUGGAAAAAUCAAUUUCUGGUGACCUCUGACAUACAAGGUCUGUCCUAGGCUACAGCUGCAUUGACCUUGGACCUCAGAAAACACAAUGGACCAACACCAGCAGAUGGCAUGGCACCCCAAACCAUCACUGGGUGUGGAAACUACACUGGAGCAACGUGGAUUCUGUGCUCCUCCCCACUUCCUCCAGACUCUGGGACCUUGAUUUCCAAGGGAAAUGCAAAAUUGACUUUCAUCAAUGAACAUAACUUUGGACCACUCAGCAGUAAUCCAGUCCUUUUUGUCUGCAGGUGAGACGCUUCUGUCAUCAUCUCUCUUCUGACAUUAUUGCGUCUUGUCUUUUUGUUUUUCGCAUUGGUCUUAAUUGACAUUCUAAUAUUCUGAGAUACUGAAUUUGGGAUUUUCAUUUGCCUUGAAUUAUAAUCAUCAAAAUUACAAAAUAAACAUAUCAAAUAUAUCAGUCAGUGUCUAAUAAAUGAAUCUAAUGUACACGUUUCACUUUUUGAAAGGAGUUACUGACAUGAAACAUGAUAUUCUAAUUUAUGACCAGUACCACAGCCUUGGAGCUGUUGUCUGGAAGGCUCCAUCCCUCAUUAAGUUAGACUAAAGACAGUCUGUGUCACUGGAUAAGGCGUUUCUCAUGGUUGUAAUAAUAGUAAUAGUAGUGGAUUAGAUUUAGUUAGUGCUUUUCAAGGCACACAAAUCACUUUUUGUUAUUCACACUCUUGCAUAUUCCCCACACUGCCGAUGAUGGCAAUAGCACUAUAAGAAAAAGGGGAAAUACCUGUAAAAUAAUACAUGAGUCAGGUUUAGAAUAACUCCACAUUCUGUCACAAGAGUACAACAUAUACAGGGAAGGCAGUAGAUCAGGACGUAGAGCGGGUUGUCCGGUAAUCAGAAGGUUGCAGGUUCGAUCCCAGCUCUGACCAGAGAAUGCUUCUGUUGUGUCCUUGGGUAAGACGCCUAACCUCCCUCGCCUGCUGGUUGUGGUCAGAGUUUGGCAGGCCUCGCCUCUAUCAGUGCGCCCCAGGGUAGCUGUGUUUACAUCAUAGCUCAUCACCACCAGCGUGUGAAUGGGUGAUUGUGUUGUGGAGCGCCUUCAACCCUAACCCUACUUAAUGUGAUUCAGGGAGUAAGGUAAAGCAGACCUGAAAAUUACUCUUUUCAUGAACAUUUUUUUAAUUCUAUAUAUGUGGCUUGUCAUGUGGUAAUAGUAAUGUAUGGAAGGCUAUCAAAAAAGCCUCAGGUUGAAUAUGGAACACGGACACUCAGAGGUGGUAGCUGCAACAGCAGAAAAUAUUUUACAGCCUUCGGGGCGUUGGUUCACUGCUGACCAGCAGCACCAUGCUGACAAAUUGUACAGGGUCAGGACUAAUUUCACAGUAUUUACUGUUAGAACAUCUUCUGGGCUCAAAAUCAGCUGCUUGACUUGUCAAGUCUGCCAUUUUACACAGUCCCAGCCUCGCCUUGCUGAGCGGACAUUUUAGUGCAACGGUGCCCUCUAGUGGCAGGUAGAUGUAAACAUAAACCCAGUGUUGUGCCCGACAAAAUAAAAAUUAGGUUAUUUUUUUUUUACACACAUCUUCUCAAGGAAACCUGUCCAUUCAUUCUGCACACCUCUAAACGGAGGUAUUAUUUGUUUAACAAUAGAUAUUUUUAUUAAAAUGUUCCAUAUUCCAUCUUUAACAAACAUACAUCAAUGUACAUACAACAUUGUAUUUGUUGUACAUAGAAAUACUUACAAUAAAUUCAUUUUAAAACAGAAUUAUUUGACCAGUGUUCAAAAAUGAGCUUAGGAAUGUAUCCCAGAAGGAAUAUUGGAAUGACUCAGAAGCAGAGAUCUUUUCUUAACUGAAUUUGUGACAGCAGUGAGAAGUUGGCAGAUUAUUCCAUACUUUGUGUCCUUUAUAGCAAAUUGAGACAGACAUUAGGAGCAAACACUUUUCUAAAUUGACUUUGUUUUUUUGUCGGUCAGAGGAACAUGAGCCGACCGGAAUGGAAGAUAACUAGGGCUCGCCACUAUAAAUAUUGAUUCACUGAUUCACUUGCUCCUUGUUUUCAUUCAGAAAAAAGAAAAGACUAGAGCUGUUUAGUUUCCAGGAAAAUAAGGCGCUUUAUCUGCUCUAAAGCAUGUUCAGCUUAGAGAGCAGCAGCCAGUCGGAGGAGGAGAGAUAACAGCCACCUCUCUGGUUGUUGCACCAUUUAAUUAUUUGUCAGAAACGCAUCCUUUUCUUCCAUUUUCUCACGUGAGCCUCCUGCUCACAGGGACCUCAAAUAGUUUAGAGGAAGGAGCAGAGAAAGUCCCCUUAAAGGUAAGAUCAUAUUUAUAUUUAUGCUGUUUUACCAGCACUGCUCAUGAAGCCACGUGGAUCCAUUCACAAGAAAGUUCAGAUCUUAUGAAAUGUGUUUCUACGAAAAGCUCAUGAACAAUUCAUGUUUAAUCUGUUUUACAAAGUGCUAUGAACAGACUCGGUUUGGAGAAACUGACAUCAGCCAUGAACAAACCUUAACAUUAGUCAUAAUGGGACCAGAACAUAACGUUUUUCUGCUGCCUUUAACCACCUUCAUGGGGCUUCUUUAAUAUUUGUGCGUUUUUACACCACUGUAUAUUUAAGAUUAUACACCCCUAGCCACUUCAUACACUACAACUAUUUCAUUCUAAUAGCUUUUCAAUCAAUCAUGUUGUAAUGCAGAAGAAUGGAAAUUCAAUUGUUUAAUUUACUUUGACACUAAACAUUUAUCUCAUCUCAUAAACUAUUGCUCAUGGUUUUAGGACAAAUCGUUUCAAUUAGGACUGUUAUUGACCCAUCACUACAGAGGAUGUGUGUGUGCGAGCGUGCGUGCGCGUGUGUGUGUGUGUGUGUGUGUGUGUGUGUGUGUGUGUGUUUACUGCAUCAAACGUUUAAUAAACUUGACUAAACAUGUCACAUCUUUCUGGCAGUUCUGUAGCAUGAUUAUGUAAAAGCAUCUAGUGCCUGUAACUGAGCUCUGAUAAGAACUUUCUUUUUACUGUGUAAAUGUCUUGAUCCUAAUCUUCUGUGGGGGCAGCUUUCUGAGGAAGUUUCUGGUAGCUGCGAAACUAACCAAAGAUAAUCCAAACCACAUAUUACAGAGCAGUUUAUGAUUAAAAAGUAUGCAAAACAUCAGUAUGUGUCUUUUGGUUUUCAGCUGAUGGAUGCCUUACAGCUUCUCGUGCCACUGCUUGCUCUCAUCUCUACGUACGAAUGGAGAUCAGUGUCGGCGACAUCUAAUUCAACUUGCUCUGAACUGGACUUGGAACAUUUUAAACUUCUUGAAGGUGAAUCGUUUUAUUUUGUGCCGUAUGAUUUGGAUCAUCCUAACUCCCCUGAUGAAAAUUUUACUUGGUACAAAAAUGGCCUGGAGGUUGAGAAUAUCACCACGGAUGAGACGCACGAGACACAUCACCAUGGCGGGGCGCUUUUUCUCCUAAACGUCAGCACUGCUGAUUCUGGUUCUUACACAGCCAAGCAAACAACUCCAUCUGGUAAUUGUGUUACCCAUCAUGUAUCUAUUAAAGUCUUUAAUGGAUCUAGUGGGGAGGAUCUCACUUAUGGAGCUGUCAAAAACUCAAAGCUGAACAAAGUUAUUUCAUGUCCAUCACCUGUGAAAAGCACAUGUGAUGUGUUCAAAGGAAAGUUCACCUGGUACAAGGGUGCCAACCUCCGUCAAGGUGAGCAUGAAGCAAAAUUGAGGGUGUUUAAUGCCACUGAAGAGGAUGAGGAUAUCUACACCUGUGUUUGCACGUGGACUCACAAUCACCAUGUGUACAAGACUUCAGGCUCCAGGAGGCUAAUUAAGCUAGAGACAAAUAUCAACCGUGAUGUACAAAUCCUCUCUCCAAACAACAAGGAGCAGCUGGCUGAUGAAGGUGUUGGCAUCAAGCUGAACUGUACCAUUUUCUGUGGAACCAAUGUCAAACGUGACUGCAAGGCCAGCUGGCAUCUUAACAAUAAAGAAAUAUCACAGAUGACAGGAUACAAUCAAGCCACCACGCGAGAAAUUGAAGAACCUUCUAAAAACACGUACUCCACAGCAAUCCUGACUAUUGACAAAGUGUCAGCAAAAGAUUUCCAGCAGGAGUUUGUAUGUAAGGGUCAAGGGUUGUACACAUAUAAGGAAACCACUUUAACUCUCAAGCAGAGAGAGUCGAUCAUCCCUCUAGCCAUUGGAGGAGUGUGUGUGUUUUUCAUCUGCGUGUUGGCAGCAACCCUGGUCAAGUGUUUUGCCAUUGAUCUGGCUCUCUUUUUCAGACCUUACCUCCAUCAAUGCAGACACAAUCAAGAUGGGAGUGUGUACGAUGCCUUUGUGAUCUAUGAGACCGAGGACUUAGACGAGGACGCUGAAGACAAACUCUUGCAUUUUGUCACAGUAGCUUUGCCUUCAGUGCUUGAAGAAAAGUGUGGUUAUCAACUCUUCAUCCAGGGGAGAGACGACAUACCAGGAGAAGAUCAUCUGGUGCAGGUGGAAAAAUGUCUGAAUCAGAGUAACAGACUGAUGGUCAUCCUCACUUCAGGUUCAGCAUCUGGGAUUAUCAACAAAUGUCCAACCUCAAACCAAAGCUCAGUCAUUGGGGGGUUUGACUGGCAGGUUGGGAUCCACCAUGCACUGGUUCAAAGGGAGAUGAGUGUGAUUCUGGUCCAGCUGGGAGACACCAGAUUCCAAGGGUACACACACCUUCCACCUGGCCUGCAGCAUCUGAUUCGCAAGAGCGCCCCCAUAAGGUGGUCAGGGGGCUUGCAGAGUGCAGCAGCGCAAAACUCAUCCUUCUGGAAGAGAGUGAGAUACCUGAUGCCCGCUACACCCGCCAAAAAACGAGCUCUGUCUGCUGUAGUGUGAAGGCCUGAAACUCUGAAAUGUGACUGUAUAAAAGUAAACGAAGGUCUCAGGCAUAAUUUUGCUUCAUAUAAGAGUAUGUAAUGUAGCAAGUCCAUUACACAGGUUUUUCUAUGACUGAAGGAUAAAUGAAACCAGACUCAAUGAUUGUUUUAAUGUUUAUUUGAAAGGGGGAAGCGUUUGGACCUGUAAGAAGAGUUAGUAUGAAUAUAGAAGAUUUAAAGUGGUAAAUAAAUGAAUGUUUGUACUUACCGGUUUCCCUUGUGCUUCUGCAAGUGUUCCAGCUAACAGAUUCCCCGGUGAGCUGGAGCACCUAAAGAAGGUUCUGGAGCAUUCCAUUCAGUAGGAAUGGGAGGGGUGACCUGUGAAAUUGCUCCAGGAAUGCAGAUUAGUUUCACUGAAUGUUUUUAGGAUUGAUUAAGGAUGUUUCUAUUUUUGUAUUGUAAUAAUUUAAUGAGAUCUUAGAGAUGAUGAUUUAAGUAUCAUUUAAGAGUAUUGGAAGAUUGUAUUUUUGUAUUUACCUGUGUCUGAGUUUUAGGAUUAAUCCAAUUAGGCACACCUGUUAUAAAUACAGCUCUGUGUUUGUUGGAGAGAGUUGAGUGUUGGAUGGAGCGGCAGGCAUGGAUUUGUGCUGCCUGGAUUUUAAUUUUGUUAAAUGUAAAUAAAGUACACUUGGGUCUGCACUGGA
Messenger RNA from Nothobranchius furzeri (turquoise killifish), 5909 nucleotides. The record is from RefSeq and is a predicted model, not a curated record. NCBI's taxonomy places the organism in Eukaryota, Metazoa, Chordata, Actinopteri, Cyprinodontiformes, Nothobranchiidae.